CUCUGCACUAUGGAGAACCAGACUUUCAGUAUGGAUAUUCUACAGCUGGAGGGGUUAAAGGUCAGCCCUGAGUCCUCCAUUCCUGCCUUUGUCCUCCUCCUCCUCAUCUACAUCUUCAUUAUGGUGUCCAACAUCGGCCUGGUAUUCCUGAUCUUCAUGGACUCGAGCCUCCAUGAACCCAUGUAUCUGCUUUUCUGCAACAUGAGUAUUAAUGAUGCAUUCGGUGCCACGACGGUGAUUCCUCGUUUGCUGAGUGAUGUUUUUAUUCCAAGUACUGAGCGGUACAUCCAUUACAUAGACUGUGCCAUUCAGGCCUUCUGUGGUCAUUUUCAUGGAGGCACCUCUUACACUGUGCUCAUCAUCAUGGCCUUCGAUCGCUAUGUGGCCAUCUGUAACCCCCUGCGAUACGCCACCAUCAUGACUAACAGGAUGGUGGUGACUCUGUCGCUGUUGGCCUGGGGCGUGACCUUUGUCUUGGUUGCAAUCGCCAUAGGCCUCAGUGUCCGCUUGUCACGCUGCAGGCGGGCUAUAUUCAACCCGUUCUGUGACAACCCCUCCUUGUUCAAGCUGUCCUGUGAAAACGUUGCUAUCAACCAUAUCUACGGCCUCAUCACCGCCAUGGGCACAAUGUCCGCAUCCCUUUGCGCCGUACUAAUCACCUACCUGAGGAUUGCCAUCGUUUGCUUGAGCAGCAAGAACAAAGCUCUGAACAGUAAAGCGCUGCAGACCUGCGCCACCCACCUGGUUGUGUACAUCAUCCUGCUCGUGUCAGGCUGCAUCAUCAUCAUCCUCCAUCGUUUUCCAAACGUAUCAGACAAAAGGAAGCUAGCAUCCGUCUUGUUCCAUGUGGUCCCUCCUUCGAUGAACGCUGUUAUCUAUGGACUGCAAAUCAAAGCAGUCAGACAAAAAAUUAUGAUUAUAUUUCAAAAGAAUAAGACUGAGCUGAAAUGA
Molecule: messenger RNA, 951 nt
Organism: Scomber japonicus (chub mackerel)
Lineage: Eukaryota; Metazoa; Chordata; Actinopteri; Scombriformes; Scombridae
Product: olfactory receptor 5B17-like
Exons: 1
Coding region: 10-951 (313 amino acids)
Biological process (GO): G protein-coupled receptor signaling pathway
Cellular component (GO): membrane
Molecular function (GO): olfactory receptor activity; G protein-coupled receptor activity
Source: RefSeq, a predicted model, not a curated record